This is a messenger RNA of Daucus carota subsp. sativus, 1224 nucleotides long. RefSeq names its product receptor-like protein 46. The record is from RefSeq and is a predicted model, not a curated record. Bases 1 to 1224 code for a protein of 407 amino acids. NCBI's taxonomy places the organism in Eukaryota, Viridiplantae, Streptophyta, Magnoliopsida, Apiales, Apiaceae. Gene Ontology annotation, molecular function: protein binding. The transcript has a single exon.
AUGAAGGUAUUAAUGCUUUCUGGAAACAAUUUUUCGGGGUCAAUCCCGAAAUCCAUCGCAGAUCUCCCUACACUAAUGCUACUAGACUUGUCAAGAAACAGACUCUCUGGCAACACACUCCCGGUUUUCAAAACUAAUUUGUCACCAUCAUAUGUUGAUCUCUCCUCAAAUGAACUAUCCGGUGACAUUCCCGCGUCAUUUUUCACUGGAACUAGUUUUCUUGCACUAGGGAAAAAUAAGUUUUCUGGAAGCUUUCCUAGGAACCUCACUGAUGUUUUAAACCUUGAAUGUCUUGAUCUACAUGACAACAAUAUUACAGGUUAUUUUCCAGAAUUUAUAUCUCAAUUCUUCAACCUUCAGUUUCUGAGUUUACGUAACAACUCACUACAUGGCCCAUUGUCGUCCAAGUCAUUCUACAACAGAAGUCACCUCCAAUUUCUUGAUCUCUCAAGUAACAGUCUUGUCGGAAGAAUCCCUUCAGAGUUGGGAAAUCUACCGGGAAUGAGUGGAUUCCCUUCAGGAUACAUUGUAGCCGAUGGUAAUGGUGAGAUAGAAGUGAACUGGAUCGAGGCCACACUUUCAUUAAUCAGUGGUACGUACACCAUUACAAUCGAGAUGAAUGACUUAACAGUGAACUGGAAGAAUGCUAUGCAAGGUCUCUCAAGUCAUAGUCGACAUAAUUAUACUUUCCUAGACUUGUCAAACAAUAAGUUUUCAGGUGAUGUUCCAGAUUCAUUAGGAAACCUCAAAGGACUGAAGCUACUUAACCUCUCCUACAAUGAACUCUCAGGAUAUAUACCACAAAGUUUUGGGGAUCUAGAAAGUAUAGAGACGUUGGACCUGUCUUACAACAAUAUCUCUGGUACAAUUCCACUAUCAUUGAAGAAGUUGGAUCAACUAUCCGUGUUAGAUGUGAGUAACAACAAGCUAAGUGGUAAAAUCCCGCGGGGUGGACAGAUGGACACGAUGAAUGAUCCCAGUUAUUUUGCCAACAACAGUGGAUUAUGUGGGAUGCAAAUCAGAGUGAAUUGUUCGAAAGGCGAGCCAACAUCAAAUGAAGGACAAGAAGAGGAUGAUGAUGAAAAAGAGCCAUUGUUCUUGUGGACAGGAGUGUGGAUUGGAUUCCCACUUGGCUUGAUUUCGUCGGUAUUAACAGCAUUUCUUGGUGGGUAUUUUGUUAUACCAACAGCAAAGUACCACUCGAUUCACUACAGACAGAGAUGA